Molecule: messenger RNA, 1455 nt
Organism: Emiliania huxleyi CCMP1516
Lineage: Eukaryota; Haptophyta; Isochrysidales; Noelaerhabdaceae
Gene: HXK2
Product: hexokinase
Exons: 3
Coding region: 23-1384 (453 amino acids)
Biological process (GO): intracellular glucose homeostasis; glucose 6-phosphate metabolic process; glycolytic process
Cellular component (GO): mitochondrion; cytosol
Molecular function (GO): D-glucose binding; ATP binding; glucokinase activity
Source: RefSeq, a predicted model, not a curated record
CUAGUUUCAGACAAAGUUUGUAAUGGCCGCUCGCGACGCCGCUUGGGAGGCGCUGCGCGACGAGUUCGCCCUCCCGCCGGCGUCGAUGGAGAAUCUCCGCCAGCUCUUCCUCACCGAGGCGCGGGCGGGGCUCGCCGGAUCGGACAGCUCGCUGCGGAUGCUGCCCACCUACCUCACCCGCCGAGUCACCGGCGAGGAGACGGGAGAAUACUUCGCGCUCGACCUGGGCGGCACGCACUUCCGGGUGCUACAGCUGAGGCUUGAGGGCGGCGGCCGGAUCGGGCCGGUCCGGCAGCGCCAGUUCAAGGUGCCCGACGCGGCAAAGCGUGGCAGCGGCGCAGAGCUCUUUGGCUUUCUCGCCGACUGCGUCUCCGCCUUUGUCGCGGCCGAGUGCGGCGGCGAGGCAGCCGGCGACAUCGGCUUCACCUUCUCCUUUCCCGCCGCGCAGACCGCCAUCGACGCCGGCACGCUCGUCGCAUGGAACAAGGGCUUUGCGGCCGCCGACGCGAUCGGAGCAGACGUCGUCGCGCUGCUGCAAGCGCAGCUGGAGGCGCGCGGGCUGAAAAUGCGGGUAACCGCGCUCGCCAAUGACACCGUCGGCACGAUGGCGGCCGCGGCGUACAGCUGUCCCGGCACGGCGAUGGGUGUGAUCUUCGGCACGGGCACGAACGCGGCGUACGUCGAGCAGGCGGCGAAGAUUGGCAAGGGGCGCGGGGUCGAGGACGGCUCUCGCGAGACCGAGAUGGCGAUCAACACGGAGUGGGGCAACCUCGACACGGCGGCCGUGCGGAACGAGCACGACGCCGCCGUCGACGCGGCCUCGGAGAACCCGGGCCUGCAGCGGUUCGAGAAGAUGGUCUCCGGCAUGUACUUGGGCGAGCUGCUCCGGACAGCCCUCGCGGCGCCGGCCGUGCGCGCAGGCUUCUCGCGCACUUGCGCCGCCGGAUUCGACGCCGCCUUUAGCGAGCGCUUCUCGCUGCACACCUCCACGCUGGCAGCCAUCGAGGCGGACGCGACGCCCGACUUGGCCGAGGUGGCUCACCUGCUCGCUGAGGCGGGCGUCCAGGGAACCCUCGCGGACCGCUCCCUGCUGCGCGACGCGUGCGCCGCGGUCUCGACGCGUGCGGCGCUCCUCGCCGCCGUCGGCAUCGCAUCGCUGCUCGAGCUUGCGCAGAGCGAGCCGAGGCCCGCCACAGUCGCCGUCGACGGCACCGUCUUCGAGCGCUACCCCGGCUUCCAGGCGAGGAUGGAGGGCGGCCUCGAGAUGCUGCUCGGGCCGGAGCGCGCGCGAGACGUGUCCCUCGUCCUGACCAAGGACGGCUCGGGCGUGGGCGCCGCCAUCAUUGCCGCCGCCGCCGCGCAGGCACGGGGCGAGACACAGUGAGGGCGGGCUAUAUAGGGCGAGUGAUGCAAUGCGCAAGGCGUAUCUAAUCUAUUGAGUUAGUUUUUCGAGAG